CCGAGCGAGAGGGCGCCGCGCUCCGUCUGCCGGGCUCCCUCGCCUGGCCCGCCCGAGAAGCGCGCAGGUCUCCCCCGCCCGGCGGUCGGCCCUCUCGGCCUCCGGGGCUUCCAGCCGCCGCCCCACCGCUUCUCUCGGUCGCCCGGUGGGCUUCCCCAGACCAGCGCCGAGGAAGCGCGGCCCAGGAACUGGCAAGGGCGGCCUUGCGGGUCGCGGCGUGAAAUGGAAGCGGGGGGGGGGCUCACAGCCACCAGCCCUGCCCGGCGGUGGGUGGCUCGCCCGUCCGGGUCUUCUUCAUGCAAAUCUAAGGGCGCCGCUGCAGAGCCGCGGGAGGAAAGUUUGCCCCAAAGCCCGGCUGCGGCUCUCGUGCUCCCCUUCUCUGCCUCUGGAGGAGCGGAGGGAGGCGGCAGCUCUGGAGAUGGGGGCGACCGGCGCUUUCGGGCCGAGGAUCCGGGUCGAGUUUAUGUGAAGGGCUUGAGACCCCCGCCCCCGCUAGAGUAGCCGUGGUUGGAACAAGCGCCAGGCUGCGCUGACAGCCUGUCUGAUGCGUGGCAGCCGUUGGAGGGACUUGGGGGUUUGUUCCUAUCCUGGGCAGAACCUGCAUCAGACUCAGAGCAGCCCUUCCACUCUGGGAUGUGCUGGGCAGGUGCCUUGGGACCCUGUCUCCAGUUCUGCACCCCCCCCAGGCAGAAAGGGCACCCUGGAACGGAGAGUAGGGGAUCCCCAGAGAGCAGCUGAAGGGACCGGCUGUGGAGCCUAAAGAUGAGAAAGCUGAGAGAAAACAUGAUGAGAUGUUUCCUCAGAGGCUUUCCGGAACAAGGACAAGGAGUUGGGAGGCCACCAAGAUGUCUGGCCUGCUUUGGUCUGAUGUGUCUCAAAGCAUGUCAGAAACCUGGUCACAGCAGCCGCCACCCCCCCAGCAGCCCUCACAUCAUGGGGCCACAGCUACCCUUCCAGAGCACCCCAUCCCACCUAGUGCGGUGACCGAGAAUCCUUUGGGCUGUGCCGUGUAUGGCAUCCUCCUGCAGCCGGAGCCCAGUGGGCUGCAGCACCCACCCCUCUCUGCCAGCGGUGGAGGGGAGGCCUCUCCCAAAUGUGGGGUUUGUGGACACGACCUGUCUCACCUCUCCAACCCCCAGGAGCACCAGUGCCUACAAGGUGGCCACGACCGCUCCUUCCAGUGCACUCAGUGCUUGAAGAUUUUUCAUCAAGCCACAGAUCUCCUGGAGCAUCAGUGCCUGCAGGUGGAACAGAAGCCCUUCGUCUGUGGCGUCUGCAAGAUGGGCUUCUCUCUACUCACCUCGCUGGCCCAACACCACAGUGUCCAUAAUGGCAACACGGCCGUCAAGUGCUCCAUUUGCGAAAAGACCUACAAGGCGGCGGCAGCAGCAGCAGUGGCAGCUCCCGAGGAACCUGCCCCGCCACAGCAGCCGGCUGCCCUCAACCGGGCCCCAGUGGAGAAGCCUUACAGCUGCUCGAUCUGCCAGAAGCCCUUCAAGCACCUCUCGGAGCUGUCGCGACAUGAGCGGGUCCACACUGGGGAGAAGCCCUACAAGUGCAGCCUGUGCGACAAGAGCUUCAGCCAGUCCUCGCACCUGGUACACCACAAGCGCACCCAUAGUGCAGAACGGCCCUAUAAGUGCACCGUGUGUGAGAAGGCCUUCAAGCACCGCUCCCACUUGGUGCGCCACAUGUACGCCCACUCAGGCGAGGCCCACCUCUUCCGCUGCAACGUCUGCGAGCUGCACUUCAAAGAGUCCUCGGAGCUGCUGCAGCACCCCUGCACGCCCAGCGGCGAGCGGCCCUUCCGCUGUGCGGCUUGCCACAAGGCCUUUCGGCGACCCUCAGACCUCCGACAGCAUGAGCGCACCCACAGCACGGAGCGCCCCUUUCAGUGUGACCUUUGCCAGAUGAGCUUCAAGCAACAGUAUGCGCUCAUGCGACACCGCCGCACUCACAAGGCUGUGGCCCCCGCCCCUUCUUCGGAGCAGGAGGCCGCCCCGCCGCCCUUCAAGUGCUCCUUGUGUGAGAAAGGCUUCGUGCAGCCAGCCCACCUGCUCUACCACCAGCAUGUCCAUGGCAUCGAGAACCUCUUCAAGUGCAACGCCUGCCAGAAGGGCUUCAGCCAGUCCUCUGAGCUGCUGCGCCACCGCUGCGUGCAGAGUGCUGAGCGGCCUUUCAAGUGCACGGCCUGCAGCAAGGCCUACAAGCGGGCCUCCGCCUUGCAGAAGCACCAGCUGGCUUCGCACUGUGCCGAGAAGCCUCUCCGCUGCACCCUGUGCGAACGGCGCUUCUUCUCCUCCUCGGAGUUUGUGCAGCACCGCUGUGAUCCUGCCCGCGAACGGCCCCUGAAGUGCCCAGACUGCCAGAAGCGCUUCAAGUAUGCCUCUGACCUGCAGCGCCACCGUCGUGUCCACACGGGAGAAAAGCCGUACAAGUGCCCCUCCUGCGAGAAGGCCUUCAAGCAGCGGGAGCACCUGAACAAGCACCACGGGGUCCACACCCGAGAGCAGCACUACAAGUGCAUGUGGUGUGGUGAGCGCUUCUUGGACCUGGGCCUGCUGCAGGAGCACAGCGCACAGCACACCUCUGCGGAAGGCACUUACACAGUGGCUCCCUGCCUGCCCUGAGCAGCCCCUCUGCCAAGCACAGCUCUCCUCUCCUUCUGGAGCUGGCCCAGCCUGCAGAAAAGAGCCCUUCAAUGAGCAAACCUGAGAGAGUAAACUAAGCCACAGAAGGGAGGGGACCGUGCAGUGCCCAAGUCCGAGUCUGGCCGUGUCUGGCUUUGGAAAGACUGGCUGUUUAAGCCUGCCAGGCCUUGCCGUGAUUCCAUUGUGCUCGCCAAGCAAAGGGCCGUCUCCUGAGUGAAGCCUUUGCUGUUUGUGAACAAUGGAGCAGGACUCAGAGCGGCUGAGAAGGAACCCUGAAGCAGCACCCAGGAGGCGUGCAUGCCAGGCUGAAAGGCCUCCUCGUACUCAUUGCCACGAUUUCUCCAUGCAGAUGCUCCAGCCGACAGCCCUUAUAUGGUUGUUUUGGCUUCAAUAGUCUACAAGCAUCAGGACUGAAUUUCCUCCACUCCAGCCAUUGGAAAUGUAGCAGGAAGGGCAUGGAGGAAAACCUCAAUUUAUCUAUUUAAACGUAUUAUAAAGUUAGAGCAGACCCCCAGCCUUCUCUUUCUCCCCCCUCCCCCCUCCCCUGUGGUAUAAAUAGAUAGGCUUCUCUGUGUAACCUCUGAGAAAUGUAAACGUUCAAGACACGCAACUGAAGAGCUUGGUCAGAAAACAUUAAUUAAAACUGCACUGAUCUGUCCUGGAAUUGUAUCAUUUGGAGCCCCAAGUGCAAAAGGGGAGCACUUGAGAUAGUUGAACUUCUGCAGAUGCCUUCAUCGGGGACCAGUGUGCGUGGAGCAGGUGCAUGUUUGUGCAUAUACAUGUGUAUGAGUUGGUGGAUAAGAAGGUGUCGUAAAUGGAAGGGGGCUUGUCCCAAACUGAUGCCAAGACCAACAUUUGGUUGCUUACAGAAGGCAUAGAUGCCACGAAUGCAGACCCAGACGCAUGG
Molecule: messenger RNA, 3558 nt
Organism: Crotalus tigris (Tiger rattlesnake)
Lineage: Eukaryota; Metazoa; Chordata; Lepidosauria; Squamata; Viperidae
Gene: ZNF319
Product: zinc finger protein 319
Exons: 4
Coding region: 792-2630 (612 amino acids)
Biological process (GO): regulation of transcription by RNA polymerase II
Molecular function (GO): DNA-binding transcription factor activity; RNA polymerase II cis-regulatory region sequence-specific DNA binding
Source: RefSeq, a predicted model, not a curated record